UCUUCUCAAGUGUCGCUGAAGUGGACACCACGCCAUAGCCCGGCUUCUAGGCUCUGGCAAGGCAGCUCGUGCGCACCGUACGUACACUGAGCUGCCGAAACCUCUGGUGCGCGUACGCUCUUGACGAUGAGGAGCCAUGCUAUUGCCGCUCGCGUUCUUUGUGUUCCUCUUUUUCUCGCGGUCGUCUUCUUUCUGCUCGCUGCCAAGAGCGAUGGCAUCAGACCGAGUCCCGAUGAUGUAACGGCGCCGGUGCGGCGUGCACGGGCACAGGACGCCGGCGGUGGGAAGAACGGGGCGGCGGAGAAGACAGAGGGGUUCAUGCAGGAGGAGGUGUACGCGACGGGGUCGAGCCUGCCGGACUGCUCGCACGCGUGCGGGCCCUGCAAGCCCUGCAGCCGCGUCAUGGUCAGCUUCAAGUGCUCCAUCGCCGAGCCAUGCCCCAUGGUCUACCGCUGCAUGUGCAAGGGCAAGUGCUACCCCGUGCCCUCCAGCUAGCUACCUCGUCCAUCCGGCCGCCUGCUUCGCCUCGAUCGCCGCCGAGACAACCCCAGUGCCGGCGCAGAGGGAGCACCGGACCAGUACUUCGUUUUCUAUGUGCGGGUGUUCGCUCGCCCAUGAUUU
Lolium perenne is the source of this 621-nucleotide messenger RNA. RefSeq lists its product as uncharacterized. Lineage: Eukaryota; Viridiplantae; Streptophyta; Magnoliopsida; Poales; Poaceae. Gene Ontology annotation, biological process: stomatal complex development; guard cell differentiation. The record is from RefSeq and is a predicted model, not a curated record.